AUGGAUUCUGCGCGCGUGGAUGAGUUUAGGGCCACCCUACCCGAGUAUGGCAUUACACACAAGAACGUCAUCAAGUGCAACAUGGAUCACGAUGGUCCGGAUCUGUCGCUAGCCAAACCCCAUGCCAUGACAGUGCAGUACACGCGUUGUGUGAGUCCACUGUGCCAUCCAGCUGGUGGAGACCAAGUCACUCUUGAAAUGAAAAAUGCGCUGGCUACAUGGAUUGAUGACGACCCCAAGCACAACCCCAAGGCGUUGUUCACGAUGCUCAAGGCGUCCAUUGGUCAAGAAAGAUUCGGUGGCAUGCCAUGUCCCACUUUGAAGCAAGUGCAGCAUGCAGUGCACUACAUGCGGUCCAAAGAUAUUUUGCAGAAGAGCACCGUUCCUGCUGCGAUUGAAGAACUCAUGAAGUGGCGACUCACCGACAACGUCGAAGACCAGGUGGCGCACAAACCAUUUGUGUUUGGUGUCGAGGAGGAAGCUGGAUUGUCAACAGUGGAACUCCUUCGAAAGUACCACGCUGUGUUCACAGCCAACCCAAUGAAGACCGUCAUAUGUCACAUGGACACGACAUUUUCGACGAACGUGCUGGGCUACCCCAUGUUUGUAUUUGGAUACUCCGACAUGGCGGGAUCAUUUCACCUUCUGUGCGUAUGCAUCACGUCGCAGCGGACCCACGCCGACGUCGCGUGGCUACUGCGGUCACUCAAGGAGAAGUUCACAAGUCUCCUGAAUUAUGCAUGGGCGCCGACAAGACUUAUGGGUGAUGCAGACAAGGCACAAUUCCUAGGAAUGACCAACGCACUUCAACCUGAGCUGCCUCUUCUCGAUGCUACGACAAACGCCAAGGCAUGA
Aphanomyces astaci is the source of this 855-nucleotide messenger RNA. RefSeq lists its product as hypothetical. Lineage: Eukaryota; Oomycota; Saprolegniomycetes; Saprolegniales; Verrucalvaceae. Bases 1 to 855 code for a protein of 284 amino acids. The record is from RefSeq and is a predicted model, not a curated record. The transcript has 4 exons.